AUGCCGGAUGAAAAACAGUUCCCACUGAGCGUCCAGGCCGGAGCAGGCCACGCUGGUGUCACUGACGGCAGCGGCUACCGUCAAUCUGGGCAGGACUCGGCAGAGGCCAUGGAGCUCUCCACAAGGAUGGUGGCAAGGUUGGUUGGCAUGCCCAUCCAGGCCCUCGUCACCAGUGACGAGACAGGGAGUAGGGUCGAUUUCCAACUCAUCAGCGGAGGGAAGCUUUUCUGCCUUACAGAGCCGAUGGCCUUGGAUGCCAUGUUGAAAGACCUCCGAGGCGCCGUGGAAACGGCGCUGGGCCUAAGAUUGAAAAGAGUCACUGCCUUUUCCGAGCAUGACCCUUCCAAUCUGCUCGACGACUCUUGCGAGCUGAAGAAGUACAACGGCAAGUCACUUGUGCUUACAUUCUAUGAUGACUUCGGAGAUUGUCGCAGGUUUCUGCAAGCGAUGGAAACCGAAGCCUUCAAUCCCCAAUCGGAAGGCUUCAAUGCUAAGUGGACUUUGAAGGCUUUCGCGAGCGAGCCGGAGGUCAGAGCUGGAGACGUGAUAAAUUUUCUGCAGACCCUUGGGGUGCCAGAAGGCAAGACCGUCGACUUCAUGCAGAUCUUUGGGCGACUCACAUCGAUGGCAGAGCAGUGGAACAUGUUCUGCCUUGCUCUUCUCCAAAACUUUGAUCCUGGGUUGCGCACCUUCAAGCAUUUCAUGUGCCAGCACUGGCUGCAGCUAGCAAAAGACUCGGUCACGCAAAAGGUGCCUCAAAGCCCUUCCCCUGUCUUUCUUCCACGCGUGAAUGAGCGUGCAACCGUUUUCGACACAAAAAUGUUCUCUGUUGAUGGCUGCUUUCCCACGAUGUUCCCCGCACACUUGAUACACACGCUGAAAGUGAACGACGCUGAGUGCAUUGGGCAUUCCAUGCUUGCGUGUGCAUCCUUGAACUCUGACUGGUUCACCGGCCAGUGGGUGGAAAAAUACAAAGAAGCUGUUCAGACAGAUAAGGAGUUGGAGCAGGGUGGGCCAUUGAAGCGACAUGAUGUUGUGAGGAUGAUGCAUGUGCAGCUGCGGUUGUCUUGCGGCAUCCGCGUCGUGGAAGUUGAAGGGAAACUGCACAUUCCUUUGCUCCAGGGUGCGGCGAAGUUGCUGCAGUGGCACUUGGAGGAAGUCACUCAAGGGAGCGGAGACCUUGGACUUCAGCAUGUGUUAAGAGAUCUUCUCGCAGAUGCAAAGAAAGAGGUGCAGCAGCUCGCCAUGAGAGGGGUACUGAUGCUGGUGCAUCUUUCCUCCAGCCAUACGCAAGAUGAUCUCAGGCUUUGCCGGAGCUUGAGCGAGAUGUCCGUCCGCUUCAUCCUCUGUUCUCCGGAGGCAGCGCCCGGAGCGGCAGGGGCGAUCGACGCUGGAGCGCCAAAGCAUCACGUGCCUCUGGGUUGGAACGGCGAUUGGUCCCUUGAAGCUUUCGGCCCGGACUUUAAUGCCUAUUUCGAACGCCUGCCCUACAAUAACUGCCAGUUCGAGACUUGGGAAGGAUUCGAUGAGACUUUGUCCAAGUUCAAGGAUUUUGCUCGAGAGAACGGCCCCUUUGACGGAGUGGUCGGCUUCGAUCAGGGAGGCGAGUUCAUUGCUCAGGUGGCAUCCCGGGCCAACGAGGGCGACGAGUCCUUGUCGGAGAUCUUCCGCUUCCUGAUCCUCUUCACUUCAACCGCCCCGAAGCAUCUUUCGCCGCUGGGCUCGCGCCGGCCCGCCACGCCGAUUCGACUGCCGGUGUUGCUGAGCUGGUGCGAUGGGGAUCCCAACCACCCCUUCCAGGAGUAUGAGGAGCUGCCGCUCUUCUUCCACCGGGACUUCCGAGAGGUCAUUCGUCACGACGAGGGUCAUCUGCCUCCGACCUUCAGGAAGGGGACAGAAUCCUACGACCGCUUCGCUCGAUUCCUUGAGGCGAUGCAGCAGGGAGACGUCUUCGUUCCCACCGACCAUAAGGAGAAUCGACAAGUGGCGAAUCUUUUCCUGCCGCUGCGCCGGUCUCCGGCAGUGUCGAGACCACGAGGACGCAGGCGCCUACUUGUGGCGGCCGUGCCGGGAGGGUCCAGCGAGGAGGAGGCUAACUACAUCCAGGGCUUGGAGGAUGCGGUUGCUCGCGGCGAGAUGAUCGAGCUGGAGGCGCAACCCUUCGUGCGGAUCGGCAGCACGCCGGAUCCUCUGGGACGUGCACGGCUGAUGUCUGAGCUUUGCCUCGUGGGCGCUGAAAGCUUCGCGGUGAGUGCCGGGGAUGUAACGGUCCAGGUCCAGGCUGUGGCAUACAGCGAGGAGCAGCAGCUUUUCGACUGGCACCCCAGACCAGAUGAAGUGCCAUCGCACCAGCUGCGUCGGCGCGACGUGAUCCUGGACGAGAGCCACGAUGCACGUGCCCGUGACUGGGCCAGGGGCUGGGCGCAACGAGCCCUCGCAGAGCCCCGCGACGACGAGGCUCUCUUCCUGGUCGGCUGUUGUACUGGUGCCUUUCUGGCCUUCGCGCUUGCGAGGGCCUUCAUCGAGGACUUCGGCAUAACCCCGGCUGGCCUGUUCCUCGUCAACCCGACGCCACGGCUACCUUGGAGCACGACGGCCAUGCCCGGGGCACUGCAGGACUGCGCUGUGCACGUCUUCGUCGACGGCACGGCGACCUAUGGCCCCCCUUGGCGCUACGAGGUGUCGACCAUGGGGUCCUUUUCGGUGAAGCGCUACAGCGAUGUGCAGGACAUGGUGCAGCAGGUUCUACAAGAAGUGAAACACAGCUGA
Symbiodinium sp. CCMP2592 is the source of this 2769-nucleotide messenger RNA. The record is from the annotation of a GenBank genome assembly. NCBI's taxonomy places the organism in Eukaryota, Dinophyceae, Suessiales, Symbiodiniaceae.